Mycotypha africana is the source of this 429-nucleotide messenger RNA. Its product is annotated as U1 zinc finger-domain-containing protein. The coding region runs from base 63 to 338 and encodes 91 amino acids. The record is from RefSeq and is a predicted model, not a curated record. Gene Ontology annotation, biological process: mRNA splicing, via spliceosome; mRNA 5'-splice site recognition; spliceosomal snRNP assembly. Lineage: Eukaryota; Fungi; Mucoromycota; Mucoromycetes; Mucorales; Mycotyphaceae. The transcript has 5 exons. Gene Ontology annotation, cellular component: nucleus; U1 snRNP. Gene Ontology annotation, molecular function: pre-mRNA 5'-splice site binding; zinc ion binding.
CAACCAUUUUCCCCCUUCUCUCUCUUUAUUCCCAAUAUUCAUUAUUUUGACCAUUGUAGACUAUGCCGAAAUAUUACUGUGAAUAUUGUGACAUUUUUUUAACCCAUGACAGCCCUUCGGUUAGAAAAGCUCAUAAUGCAGGAAAGAAUCACAUUCUAAAUGUUCGAAACUAUUAUGCUGAAAUAAGUCACGAUAAAGCACAGGGUAUCAUUGAUGAAAUUACAAAAGCAUAUGAAAAAGCGAAUGCAGUUCUGCCUCAACAAUAUGCUGGAUUUCCUGCUACACAGCCUUUCGGAGGACCAUGUAAGUGUAUUCUUGAUGAAGAACUGGGAAUGUAGGAUGAAAUAGGAACAGAAGGAAGGACGUGCAGCAAAACAAAACAACAUGCAAUAACGAACGGAUGAACGAUGUUAAACAGAAAGAGAGAGA